AUAUAUUAUUACUUACUGCACGUUCGAACUUGAAAUCUCAAAUGUCAGUCGUGUGCGUACUUUGAACGAGCGAGGGUUGUGUGGUGCCUCUGACGACUUCGAAAGCUGUUUAGAACGAACGAACGAACGAAGAUAAACAGAUAAUUUCUUGAAAGAUGCAUCCAUCGUCGAAAGAUACAUGGAAAUCGGCGUACUAUUACAAUGCCGAUAAUAAUUACGCUUUUUAUCGCACGACCUCUAUUAAUUUGGAAGAUGCGAAUAAAUCGAUUAAACCAGCGAGAACGUUAAAGUUUGUACCACGAAGCAGCAGUACUCGAAACUAUUCUCCUCAGAGGAAAUCUAUUCCACGAACGAUUCGUUUGACGGAAUAUCAGGAAGCUGUACUUGAAGAUCAAUUUAAAAGAUGGCCAAGAGCACCUCAUACAGGUGAUAUUGUCCUAUUGGCAGCGGAAACAGGUCUCUCCGAGGAUGAUGUCCAGGAUUGGUAUGCUAUAAGAUUAGCUCAAUGGAGAAAGGAACAAGGUCUUGGUGGAAAUCUAGGAUUGCACUGAUCCCUGUUUUUGAACAUGUCGAAGAUAACUUGUGUACCUGAAUUUAAUGAUUGUAUUCAUUUAAUGAUCGUAUUCAUUUGUUAUACAUAACGAAAUCGUUGAUAUGAGGGAACCGAUAGUACUGCGUUAUAUUCAAACGAAUAUCAAUACGAAAAACGAAAAACGAUUAUUGAGUUAUAAGAAGGGAAGUAAGUUUUAAACAAAUAUCUUUAGAAAUAUAGUUUAAAAUUUUUUUUGAAAAACCAAAGAGAGUUCUUUUCUCAUACAAUUGAUUAACUCUAACUAUUGUAUUCUAACCAUUAUAUUCUAUGAAAUAUAGUUUAUCGUUUUUAAGAUA
Vespa velutina is the source of this 888-nucleotide messenger RNA. RefSeq lists its product as uncharacterized. Gene Ontology annotation, biological process: regulation of transcription by RNA polymerase II; cell differentiation. Gene Ontology annotation, cellular component: nucleus. Lineage: Eukaryota; Metazoa; Arthropoda; Insecta; Hymenoptera; Vespidae. The transcript has 4 exons. Bases 156 to 551 code for a protein of 131 amino acids. Gene Ontology annotation, molecular function: DNA binding. The record is from RefSeq and is a predicted model, not a curated record.